Messenger RNA from Pelodiscus sinensis (Chinese soft-shelled turtle), 3178 nucleotides. The record is from RefSeq and is a predicted model, not a curated record. Lineage: Eukaryota; Metazoa; Chordata; Testudines; Trionychidae.
CCACGGCCCAUCGGGGACAUCAAUUGGCGGCUCCUUCACGGAGCCAUGGGCUCUUGGCAUGGUUCACCCCCUGUCUCAGACACCUGGCCCUUCUGCAGCAUGAGGGACAACCUAGAGCACGCCUAUCUGGAAUGUGCCACGUUGCAGCCCCUAUUCCAGCUCCUCCAGAACCUGUUAUUGACGUGCUGGCUGCACUUUUCCCCACACCUUUUUAUUUCUGCACACCCCGUUCGUGGCCCCACAAAGUUGCUUAACCUCUUCAUCAACCUCCUGGUCCUGGCGAAAGCUACUAUAUAUAAUACCAGGAGGAGGAUGCUAGUGCCGUCUGGACCUGCCCCUACAUUGCUGAGCUCAGGAAAGUGAAACUACUCCUGUUCCCUAGACCAAAGGCAGCCAUGGCUGCAGAGAGCCCCAUGGAAAGGCUUUGGGGGGAAGCGACGCGUCCUGUCUCGCUGGAGGAUUUCACAGCCCCUGUCACUCUGAAGUGUGGGCACAAUUUCUGCCAGGCCUGCCUCAGCCAGUGCUGGGUGGCACCUGACCCUCUCGCCUCCUGUCCUCGGUGCAGAGAUACUGUGCAACAGAGACCACUCCGGCCCAAAAGACAGCCGGCAAACGUGGUAGAACUAGCCAAGUGGCUGAGUUUCCAGGCACCAAAGAGAUCAAGAUGGGGCAGGAUGUGUGGGGAGCAUCAGGAGGCUCUGAAGCUGUUUUAUGAAGAGGAUCAAACUCCCAUCUGUGCAGUGUGUGACAGAUCUCGGGCUCUCUCAGUCGUGCCUAUAGAGGAGUCUGCCCAGGAGUACAAGGAAAAAAUUGAAACCCUUUUGAAGACUCUGAGAGAAGACAGAGAAAAGCUGCUGCAAUGGAAAGCAACGGGAGAGGGGAAAAGCCAGGAGUGUAUGAAACAGACACAAAGCAAGAGGCAGAAGAUUGUGGCCGAGUUUCAGCAGCUGUUGCAGUUCCUGGGAGAACAAGAGCGACUCCUGCUGGCCCAAAUGAAAAAGCAGGAGGAGGAAAUUGUGAGGCUUCAGACUGACACUAUCAGGAAAUUCUCAGCACAGAUUUCCCAUCUCAGUGAGCUGAUCGGGGAGCUGGAGGGGAAGUGUCAGAAGCCCGCAAGUGAAUUCCUCCAGGAUGUCAGAAGCACCUUGAGGUGUGAAACAGGGCAGUUCCAGCAGCCAGAGGAGAUUUCUCCUGAACUGGAAGAACAAGUCAGUGGUUUCUCCCAGAAAAUGAUUGAGCUGUUGGAGACUCUGAGGAAGUUCAAAGGCUGCAGAACACCAAUGUCUUGCUCCAGUGCAGCCCAUGGCCUGACAAACCAGGAACAGGAAAUGGCUGUGGCGGAGCGGGUGAACUUUGAGGAGGUGGCUGUGUAUUUCUCUGAGGAGGAAUGGGCUCUGCUGGACCCUGGUCAGAGAGCCCUCUACUGGGAUGUGAUGCAGGAGAAUUAUGAGGCUGCAAGCUGGCUGGGAUUUCCAGUCUCCAAAGCUCAUGUGAUCUCCUGGGUGGACCGAGGGGAGGAGCUGCCAAUCCCAGAUCUCCAGGACUGUGAGGAAGGAGAGAUCAUCAGAGACACCCACAUAGCAGCUGAUGGGAUGGUGAGUGAGAACAAUGAGGAGAGUCUUCAACAGGACGGACCAGAACAAGUGACUCCACAUAGGAUAUUACUAGGAAGAUCUGAAAAACAUGUUUCCCAGAGUUCUGAGCAGGGAGAAACCUGUAAGAGUCAGCAUAGCCCAGACAGGCAGCAGGGAAACCAUCCAGUGGAAGGACGGGAUAAAUCCCAUCGCAGGAGCAGAAGGGUGAAAAGAAACACAGAAACCAUUCAACAGAUGAUCCCUCAUCAAGAAGCACCCUCCGCUUACAGUGACUGUGCAACUCUUAUUGAGCAUCAGAGAAUCCACACAAAAAAGAAGCCUUUCAAAUGCUCUAACUGUGGGAAAAGCUUCAGUAGGCGCGCAAGUCUUAUUAAACAUAGGAGAAUCCACACAGGGGAGAAACCCUUUUACUGCUCUGACUGUGGGAAAAGCUUCAAUCAGAGGUCAGAUCUUGACAGACAUAGCAGAGUCCAUACAGGAGAGAAACGCUUCAAGUGCUCUGACUGUGGGAAAAGCUUCCGUGACAGGUCAGACCUUGUUAGACAUAGGAGAAUCCACACAGGAGUGAAACAUUUCAAUUGCUCUGACUGCAGGAAAAGCUUCUGUUAUAGGUCAGAUCUUGUUAGACAUGGGAGAAUCCACACGGGAGAGAAACCCUUCAGCUGCUCUGACUGUGGGAAAAGUUUCAAUAGGAGAUCAUAUCUUGUUAAACAUAGGAGAAUCCAUGCCAGGGAGAAACCCUUUUGGGGAAAAAAUUGAGUAAGUGUUCAAAUCUUAACAAUCAUCAUACAAUCCACACAGACGAAUCAUAAAACCAUAGAACACUAGAACUAGAAGGGACUUCGGGAGGUCAUCAGUUUCACCCUCUUCCCUACCCUCACAGCAGGACCAACCAUCAUCUCGGUCUUAGCUCUGUGGUCACCAACCCGUCGAUUGUGAUUGACCGGUCAAUCGUGAGGCAUUUGGCCCCUCUUCCGUCCCCCUUCCCCGAGAAGCUCCACUACCUGCCUCCAGUGAAAAUUGAGGUAGUGCCAGCUUCCUGCGGAGUGGACAGAAGUCCUGCAGCUGUGCGCAACUUCUGGGGGUUCCAGAAGUGCACUGAGUGCUCCCCUCCCUCAGGUCUGUGGCAGGCUGGGAACUUGCGGCGGGAGAGGGGUGAGUCCCCAGAGGAGGCACAUGGGGGCUUCCUUGUGCCGCAGGAGGGGGAGUUGGCCCCAGUGGAAGUGUGUGUGGGGGCUUCCCUUUUCUGUGGGUGGGGGGUAGGGGAGAGUCCUGGGAACAGAUUGGUGCAGGGUACUCCCUGCCCCCACUGGCACCCUGUCCCCUGCUGCAGAACCGUGUCCCUUGUCCCCCACUGGCACCCUGUCCCCUGCUGCAGAACCCUGCCCCCACCCCAGCACUCUGUCUCCUGCCCUAGCACCCUUCUGCAGUAUCAUGUCCCCUGCUCCCACCAGCACAGUUGGGGCACAUUAGUGAGACUGGGGGGGGCGGGGUUUGGAGGAGAUUUUUUUUGCAUCUCCCUUGUGUGGCCCCCACUGACUUUUCUGUGGCCCCCUAACUCAUAACAGGUUCCCUGCCCUUCU